AUGAAUUGUAUGAAAGAACAAAGAAUCAAUUACAACGUAGUUAUCAGAUACGUACAAGUGUAUGUUACACAAAUUUUUCGGUUAACUACAUUUAGUAUGUGGAAAGGAGCAAUAUACAAGCUAAUAAAUCUCCAAUCCACUUUUAUGUGGACUUACUUGGAUGUGUUUAUCAUGUGUGUUGGGAUGUACUUAUCUAAUUUAUUCAGAGACAUAAACAAAAUUAUAUCUGUACAAGCUGCUCAAAAUUCGGUGGAAUGGAGUAUGAUUCGGCAGCAUUACUCACAAAUAAUGAAAUUACUUAAAGAAGCCAAUAAAAACUUGUCGUCACUCAUUUUGAUAUCAUUCUUCACUAACAUAUAUUAUGUGUGUUUGCAGAUGUAUUACUCUUUUUAUCGUGCUUAUGACUCUCAUAAGGAUUGCCCUGAAGAAGAUGUAAUAUUAUCAAUGGAUGGAAUAGAAUACAAUGUAUACUACAUAUAUUCGUUACUAUUUCUCUUGCUGCGUUCUAUUAUGAUUUCGAUGAUGGCUGUUCACGUCAACACGGAGGCCCUGAAACCUCUGACAGUUCUGCGCAAUAUCCAAACGCAAGACUACACACUUGAUGUGCAACGAUUUUUUCGUCAAAUUCAGUACUGUAAUCCAGCUUUGAGUGGAAUUUGCUUUUCCGUCACUAAACAAAUGCUUUUUUCUGUAAGUAUUAUUAACUGGAGUAAAAUUUAA
Pieris brassicae (large cabbage white) is the source of this 720-nucleotide messenger RNA. Its product is annotated as gustatory receptor 5a for trehalose-like. The transcript is spliced from 6 exons. Gene Ontology annotation, molecular function: taste receptor activity. Bases 1 to 720 code for a protein of 239 amino acids. NCBI's taxonomy places the organism in Eukaryota, Metazoa, Arthropoda, Insecta, Lepidoptera, Pieridae. Gene Ontology annotation, biological process: sensory perception of chemical stimulus; detection of chemical stimulus involved in sensory perception of taste. The record is from RefSeq and is a predicted model, not a curated record. Gene Ontology annotation, cellular component: membrane.